AUGGCCACCGACACCGAGUUUUCCUACUCGUACACAGAAACGGCCUUGCCGACGCCUUCAGAUACACCGCACCGUGCGUCUUCACGCGUCUCCUCGCGGCCGUCUCUGCACCAUCGGGACACGUCGCCAGGCGCCAACUAUCUCCCCGUCCAUCAUGGGCUGUCUCGCGACCUUGACGAUGCCACCACCGAUGAGGAAACCAUCUCCCCGCUUGACCCGCGCCGCUUUACACCCACUCUCCAUGCCUCGCUUGUCUCCGAGAUUCUGUCGCUGCGCCGCGAGGUCGAGAGUAAGGUAAAGGUGAUCGACGCCCUCGAGAAUAGCCUCGAUGACACUCGCACGGAGAAUGAGUCCCUUGGCGACCAACUGUCACGCGCCACCAAGGAAUCCCGCUCCCUGCGCCACCAGAUCCAGCUCCUCGAGGGUGGCACCUCGUCCGCCCUGGCCGAACUGGCCAAGGAACGCGACGAGGCCUUGGAAAAUAUCUCCGACGUCCGCAGGAAACUCGACCAGGCACAGAAGAAGGUCCGCACCCGCGACGAGGAGGCUGAACGCACCCAGACGCUCUGGGACCGGGACAAGCAGACGUGGGAAGGCGAGCGCAGGAAUCUGGAACGUAAAGUCCAUAUCGUCGAGGGGCGGCUCAAGAUUGUCCUAAAUGAGGUGGCCGCUGUCCAGGCGGCGAAGGGAACACCACCGUCACCAAAAGAUAGUGAAACGGCCAGUGUGCAUUCCGGCCCCAAUGACCAUCACCGCCGCCGCCGAAGUAGCCUGACGAGUGUGAGCAGUGCAGGGGCCGAGCAGCCAGGUGGGGUGCGUUUCUCUGUGAUGAGCAUGGCAAAUGACCAUGACGCGGCCGCAGCCGCAUCAUACGAUGGUUUCAAUUUGGCUCAGGAGUUGGCCUUUGAGGAUGAAGAUUCAGAUCAGUUCGAUGAGCCGUCUACGCCGGAUUCCCCGGGUGCACUGCCGGAGGAGCGGCCGACCUCAGUCCAUUCCCAGGUUUCCUACACCAUGGGGAUGAAAGCGCGAAAGAUCCUCGGCCUCUCCUUUGACGGCAGCAUUGACGGAUCGACAGCGGGAGAGUAUGUCGAAUUCAGUCGCUCAUCGGCCAGGCCACGCUCCGAGUCAUGGGCUGCCGCCCUGCAGACCACGACGUAUCGUGAUGCGGGCAUUCAAUACUCACCUCCUUCAUCACCUACCAGAUCCUUGGAUUCUGAUAUUCUCGAGAAGAACAGCGCGCAGACACACAGCGCCCCCAGCGUCACAUUGACCAUCGACAUGGUUUCCACCUCGUGCCAGACCAUUGGCAGCUUGCCGAGUCCCCCUUGGACCCCGAAGGUGGUUGAAGAACCGCCUUCACCCACGAUGCCGACGCCGGCGGCGCCCGUCGUUUGCAUGGUGUCUUCAUCUACGCAAACCGAGCAGGCCAUCGCCCGCACAGAUCAGGCGACCAACACCCUGAUGCAGAUCCCGAUGAUCGCUAUCCAUCCACCGCGAUCGGAACCCUCGUCACCGCGCGAUAGUGUGGUGUUACCCCCGCAAACGAAGAGUGUGGCCUGCCAAACGAACUUCCGAUCCGUCACCGAGGGACAUUCGAUCGGGAUCCAAACCGAGGAGAUUCGGAUCGACAAACGACCAGUGAAACUGCCGGCCAGUCUGCUUCCCUCCGCGAUCCCUGAUCUUCCAACAACGGCGGUUACUCUUCUCCUCCAGGAUGCGGCUUCUAGCCCCCCUCCGAUUCAACCCUACCGUCCUCCACCGCCUCCACCACCGCGUAUUCCGCCCAAGAGCGAGAAACGGUCUACUAGCAAGGAUCUUACUACCAUACAGGCGUACCCGGGCAACAAUGAUAAUGGUCCCUUGUCGGAGGAUUCCAAGUCUGGAAUCCGGCGUCCGUUCCGGUCGAGCAGUCUGUUUGCCGGGUUCGACGAGCUAACUGAUGACGAGUACUCUCCAGACCGGGACAUCUUCACCGACGACGAUCUCCUGAACCGGCCGUUUGCCUCGUAUACCCUGUCGCGAGGCAAGUUGGUGUCCACCAAGGGCCGGUCGAGUCUAGAUGAACGGCCGCUAUCGGGCAUCGACGAGCAUCUCUUCGAGUCUGAUCUAGGUCAAGACGAGAAAAGCGGACACCCCCGAGCUGGCGCCUCACAACAACGUUCGGGCCCGACCUCGACCUCCAAACAGGAUAUUCGCCGCGCGGCGAUGAUCUCCAGCAGUGCCGCGGCGCACCAGAAAACACGGGCACGCAGCCCCAGCGAGCCGAGCGUCGACAGCAGCGCCGGGUCCAGCAUUGCGCCGCCCUUCCCCGUGCCGAUCCGGUUGAGUUCGCGAAAGGCUCCGCUCGCCGGCAGUGAUGGCCGGCAGAGCCCGACCCCUUCAGGUUCCGUCCGCAACUUCAGCGAGCGCGGGCGACAGUCCAUAGUUCGGCGGCCGACCCUGCGUCGGGUGCGGUCCGCGGCGGCCAUGUCCCAUACCGAGACGCCCGAACGGGCCCGCAGUCAGUCGCCGCCGUCGAUCUCGUCGUAUGCGCUCGAGAGCCCGCAGGUGGUGGUGCCCCCGCUCCCCUUCGAUGAUAUCACGGUACCGCGCCAGCGAACAAUGAGAGCCAGCAGACCGACGAGCCAAGUGCCUGCGUCGUAUCACCACCGCAGCUCAUUCGGCGGGCAUCAGCGUUCGGACUCGACGGCGACGACGGUGCAGCAGACCAGCGUGGUGGACGCGAUCGCGCAGACGAUGGUGGGCGAGUGGAUGUUCAAGUACGUGCGUCGCCGCAAGUCGUUUGGCGUCGGGGAGAAGGAGUCCUCAUGGGAGGGUAAGCACCCGGACGAGGUCUCGGCCAGCAUCGGCAGCAGUGGUACGCGGCACAAACGCUGGGUCUGGCUGGCCCCCUACGAGCGCGCCGUCAUGUGGAGUAGCAAGCAGCCGACGAGCGGGCCGGCCUUGCUGGGCAAGACUGGGCGCAAGCUGAUUAUCCAGUCGGUGCUGGACGUCAAGGACGAUAAUCCCUUGCCCAAGGGGGUCAUUAAUAUCAACCACAACGGCAGUAACAACGCUACCGCCAACGCCGCGCCGUUCAACCGCUCCAUCUUGAUUCUGACGCCGCAGCGUGCUCUUAAGUUCACGGCCAUGAGCAUCGAACGGCACUUUGUCUGGCUCACCGCGCUCUCCUUCCUGAGCCACUCGUCCAUUGGCAUGCACGACCUGUCAACCAUCCCCCCCGUGCCGCAGGAAGAGUAUAUCGCGCCCGCUCCGGCACCCAGCCUGCGUCGCCUGCCUAUUCGCGACUCCAUCCGUGUCGCCAAGGGCAAACCUCGUCCGGGUCCCAAGGGUAAACGGUCCUUUACCGGGAAAUCCCAGGCCACACCCCCAUUACCAUCAUUACCACCACCGCCGCCGCCGGUGGCGGAUAUGCUCAUGGACGCGGCCGAUCCUCCCAACGUUCCCCGGUUCUCGAGCCACCACAAUCACUCCCGUAAACGCAGCAACACGACACCCCGCAUACCCGUGAUCCGCAGUUUUUCCAGCCACGCAACCAUCCAGUCGACAGCAGCGUACAGCUCCGGCUCGGGCGAGGCAGCCUCAUCUAUCGCACCCGGUACAAUCACCUCCACCGGCGGCGGCGGCGGCGGCGGCGGCCACGGCUUCAGCAGCGUACGGAGCAGCUUUAGCCGACGCACAUCCGAAGCAAGCGGCCGCGCCUCGUCAAGCACGACAGGCGGGAAUUGCCAUCCCGCCUAUCAUCAUCAUCAGCAGCAGCAUCAUAAUAAUAAUAAUCCUAAUUUCUUCGACGCGAUCGGGACAGUGCGCAUGGAAGCCUUUAUCGGCGGAACGAACGCGCCUCCGCCCAUCCCACCCUCGCUCAUCUCGGGACCCUCGCGUUCUUCUUCUUCUUCGGCUCGCCCGCGCGCCGGGGCAGGACAGCACCCGGCGUCGUCGGCGUCGUCGCAGGGACGACACGCGCGCAAGACGUCGAGUCAGUGGUCCUCGCCGCGGUACGGGUAUGAGCUCGAGUCGCCUACUUAUGCGGAGUCGUCGGAGCCGUACUUCCGCGACGAGUUUAGGGGGUUUUGA
This is a messenger RNA of Penicilliopsis zonata CBS 506.65, 4074 nucleotides long. RefSeq lists its product as hypothetical. Gene Ontology annotation, biological process: microtubule cytoskeleton organization; dynein-driven meiotic oscillatory nuclear movement; maintenance of protein location in cell cortex. The transcript has 6 exons. Bases 1 to 4074 code for a protein of 1357 amino acids. Gene Ontology annotation, molecular function: tubulin binding; phospholipid binding. The record is from RefSeq and is a predicted model, not a curated record. NCBI's taxonomy places the organism in Eukaryota, Fungi, Ascomycota, Eurotiomycetes, Eurotiales, Aspergillaceae. Gene Ontology annotation, cellular component: mitochondrion; cell cortex.